This is a messenger RNA of Passer domesticus (house sparrow), 3395 nucleotides long. It is a transcript of the gene GPR142, whose product is annotated as G protein-coupled receptor 142. Gene Ontology annotation, cellular component: plasma membrane. NCBI's taxonomy places the organism in Eukaryota, Metazoa, Chordata, Aves, Passeriformes, Passeridae. Bases 1451 to 2425 code for a protein of 324 amino acids. The transcript has 3 exons. Gene Ontology annotation, biological process: G protein-coupled receptor signaling pathway. Gene Ontology annotation, molecular function: G protein-coupled receptor activity. The record is from RefSeq and is a predicted model, not a curated record.
GGCGGCGCUGGGGGAGCGGGGUAGGGGCAGCGGUGUCAGCCCAGCCGUGUGGCCCCGGUGGCACCGUGGGGUGGGACCCGGGAGCAGGACCCCAGGCGGGGGGACACAUCCCACAGGGGAGGAGCACAGCCCGCGGGGCACAGCAGCCCCUUACCCACCGCCGAGGAGCCCCGGACCCUGCACAGCACUUUGAACACGGGCUUAGACGCUGUUUCCAGAUGUUGAGUGUGGGCAGAUGCUGCUGCAGCUGCCGGGGGGCGGGGGGGAAAUCACCAUCUGUCCCUAACCCUUGAGCGCGGAGACUCAGGACAAGACACCGAUCACCCCACGCCACGCUGCUGGGGCCCCCUGGCCCCUGGCAGGGACGGGCAGGUGGGCGAUGCUCGAGCCCCGUGUCCCUGCUGGGCAGGGGACCCCAAAACCGCGGGGCCAGCAGAGCGCCCGGCCCUGCCGCUGUCCUUGCACCGGGGAGGCGCGGGGCACAGGGCCCCGGCACGGCACAGCCGGUUCACGGCUCAGCGCGUCCUCCGACGCCUCAUUUCACCCCCGCCUGAUAAACAACAGCCUGUGCGAGCGUGUGCCCGGCGUGCCGCCGGCACCAUGCCAGCUGGGCAGCAGCCGCACCCCGGGACCCCCGUGCCGCUCAUGGGCUGCUCACGGCGGUGAGGGGACCACGGGGGACACGCGGGAACGGGGGGCUGGUUCCGGAGGUCGCCGGGGGACAGGGUGACCCCUCCCCGUCUGCGGUGAGCUGAGGAGCAGCUGCGCUGGCCCGGAGAUUGCGGCUGAGCGCUGGCUCACCAUAGCGACCUGUGCCAGGCAGCAGUGCCAGGGCAUCGCCCCGCGGGCUGGGGGGCACUGGAGAGACCGAGCUGGACCCAGGCACCGGCAGGGGAGAGCAGGUCCCUCCCUGUGCUGCUGGGGAAACUGAGGCACGGUGUCCUGGCAGUGGAGCAGCCAGCGCAGAGCCCAGCAGGGACACGCAGGCAGCGCACACGGAUUCACGCUCGUGUGCACAGCCACACGUCACACCCUGCGCACACCCGCUCCCCUGGGUCCCCAGCGGUGGCCACCAGCCCAGCUGCCCGCUUGCCCCCGGACCACCACCCCUACCGCUCCGGGGCGGGACGGGCUGUGUCCCGGCCACCGGAGCUGCCCGGUGACCCUUCCCGGCCCCCGCGGAGCCAAGGGCCGGUGACGCCCCCGCGCCCGGCCAGCCCAGCCCGCGGCUCUGCCCACGGCGCGCUCCCUCCGCCCCGUGUCCCGCGCCCCGGGAGGCUGUGCCGUGCUGCGGGUGCCCGCGGGGACAGCGACACUGCCGGGGACACGGACACCAGCGGCACACGGACACUGACGGGGACACGUCCGUGGGAAACGCCGAGCCCAGGGAAGGUGGCACUGCACGCCCGGCGGGUGGCACUGGGGCCGCCCAGCCGCUCCGUGGUGGAAGAUGGCGCUGCCAGUGCCCAACAGCACGGCGGUGUCAUGGGCAGAGCUGGAGCGGUCGCCCUGCCUGGUUGGCAUCGUGCCCAUCGUGUACUACAGCGUCCUGCUGGGGCUGGGGCUGCCAGUGAACAUCCUGACUGCCGUGGCCCUGUCCCGCCUGGCCACCAGGACCAAGAAGUCAUCGUACUGGUACCUGCUGGCCCUGACCACCUCCGACAUCCUCACCCAGGUCUUCAUCAUCUUCGUGGGCUUCAUCCUGCAGACGGCCAUCCUGGCACGGGCAGUGCCCAGUGCCUUCAUCCACACCGUCACCGUGCUGGAGUUCACGGCCAACCACGCGUCCACCUGGGUCACUGUGCUGCUGACCGUGGACCGCUACGUGGCCCUGUGCCACCCGCUGCGCUACCGCGCCGUGUCCUACCCGCGGCGCACCCGCAAGAUCAUCGCGGCCGUCUUCGCCGCGGCGCUGGCCACCGGCAUCCCCUUCUACUGGUGGCUGGACAUGUGGCGCGACGCCGAGCCCCCCACGGCGCUGGACACGGCGCUCAAGUGGCUGCACUGCGUCACCAUCUACUUCCUGCCCUGCAGCGUCUUCCUGGCCACCAACUCCGCCAUCAUCCGCAAGCUGAAGCGGCGCAGGCGCUCCAGGGGCGGCAAGACCACGGCCCUGCUGCUGGCCGUCACCGCCGUCUUCGUGGUGCUCUGGGCUCCCCGCACAAUCGUCACCAUGUGCCACCUCUACGUGGCCUCGGUCAGGAGGGACUGGCGCGUGCACCUGGCCUUGGACAUCGCCAACAUGGUGGCCAUGCUCAACACCUCCCUCAACUUCUUCCUCUACUGCUUCGUCAGCCAGACCUUCCGCCGCACGGUGGGCGAGGUGCUGCGGGGCCAGCCCCGGGCAGCCCCUCGCCGUGGCAGCGGGCACUUCCCAGCCCCGGCCCUCAAACCGCUGAAGCUGCUGGGCAGCACCGCGCUCUGAGCCAGGGCAGUGCCCGGCUGGCAGUGCUGUGCCCACCCAGCCCCACGCUUUGCACCGGGACCAGGGAGAGACCCCCACCCUGCACGGAGCCGGGGGUGCUGCUGGUGGGGGUGGCAGGAGGAGGUGGUUGUGCCCAGACACUCAUUUGGAGAUGUCGUGGUGCCUGCCUGGCAGCAGCGCCCCAGGGUGGGCAGCUCAGCCCUGCCCAUGCUCAGCCCCUGGCACAACACUGGAACUCACCCAGGGAACUCAUCCUGGACACGCCCCAGCCCAGUGGCACCGAUGGUUCUGAGGAGCCCAGGGGCUGCCCGUGGUGAGGGGUGGAGGGCACGAGUGAGCUCCUGCGAGCCCUGACAAGGACGUGGUGCCCUCUGGGUGCCACUCCAUAAACUGCCGUGCUGAGACCGAACUCCGCCUGGGUCCGGCUCCCUGCGGGCAGCUGGGACGGGGGCUCCGUGCUCCAGCCGCUGUGGCACAGGGUCCCUCUGCCCUGCCCACCCCCAUGCCCCUGCCCGGGGGAGCACCCCCAGGGUCUGCUGUCCCCUGUGGUGGGUCUGGACACAUGGUAAGAUCGCAGCUCCCGACCCCCACCCAUUAAUCCCCCUGGCAGCAGCCCCCGGGCAAUGCCCCCCUGCAUCGGGUGCACCCAGUGCUGCCCUCCCAGUUACUCCAGUGCCAAACUGGUGUGACACUGGAGGAGCGGCCGUGCCGUGCCGUGCCAGCCUGUCCCCAGCUGCCGGCAGAGGGCAGGGAUGGGACACUGCGGAGCUGGCACUGACGGGGCAGGGAGCUGGCAGCCCCAGCGCCCCAAACCAGCCCCGCCGCCACCCUAAUUCCCUGUAAGGUCCUUAACGUAAUCCCCCAAAACCGUCCAGCCUUUCCUCUCGGAUUCCCGAGAGGGGCAGGACAGACCCGGGGGGUGCCCGGGGGGGAUCAGGACCUCAGCUGGAUCCUGGCAGGGCACAGAGAC